AUGUAUAAAAGAGCGACCUCAAACGUAGGAGAGUUUCAUUCGUUACUCAAGUGGUGCUCUUCAUCUGGCGGUGGUGGCGAAGUCUUCGGCUUUGUCUUGAUGGUGAAACCAUCGUUUGUGGUAGUGGAUGCAAGUGUGAAUGUUGAGGACGAGAAAAAACGUCACUUCGGACGACACGAGAAGAAAUACGUGCUACUCCCAUACUACUCGCAGCUCAGCAUAUAUCUGGACGAGCACUUUGAACACAUCAAACAUGGCCUAGUUGCAUCGGUACUAGUAAAUGAGAACCGUCCUGCGCUUCGAAACUACAUUUAUGCCUUGAAAGAAUUCGUUGAAACGCACGGAUUCCGAUUUUCAAAAGGCGAUCAUAUUAAACUAAUCGAACUUUUGUAUCUAGUAAUGGUUAAAAAAGACCAGUGGCACGACGUGGUACACUAUGCUGCAAGAGCUCUUGAAAAGCUUAUUAAGGCGUCUGAAAUCCGUCCAUCAGAAGCUAAGCUCAGCUCCACUAAGCUGUUAGGGUAUUCGGAUAAGUUCGGGAAAAUUCUGCCUCUCAACUGUGAAAGCAUGUUGCUCCCGAACGCACUGAAGAAGGUGUAUGUGUUCAACAGCAGGAGGAAGGAGUCGAUAAUAGAUCAAUAUUUGACAUCGUCGUGCGAAGAUCACAAGAAAUAUGGUGCGGGACUGUGGUUCCAAACGAUGUGGAAAAUGUAUGAAGUUGCCGAGAUGGGAAAGAAAUGGGGCGACGAUUUGCCAAAUUUUUUCGCAACAUUAAUCUACCACAACCCAGACUUCAUGGACUGGAGACCUCUUUACGACACAAUCUUCACCCGUAUCAUUCGUGCAUUAGGACUGUGUAUUAGAGAAGGAAAAGUUACGGUCGGUGACGGUUCCGGCUCCUCUAGCCUCGAUGGAUUCGCUCGAUUCGUGUCGUCUACUAUAGGCGGACCUUAUUGCUGCCGAAAACAGCUUGAGAAAAUGAUGAAAACAAUAGAGCCAUUUUUGCAUCCCUCAAAUGAAGGCGAUCACACAGCGCAGGUGCUUAGCUUCCUUCAAUACCUAAUAAGAGAGUUUCUUGGCCGAUACGAAGACGAAAGAAUAAAGAAGAACAAGAGAAAAGUUUCUCAAGAAUUCUAUCUCAAAGAUGUAGACGUCAGAUCGUUUGUGAAUGCACUACUCCAGCCAAUCCUCUACUCGUUGUAUUCAAAAGACGGGAAAAGUUAUGAACUCCCUGCAAAAUUGCUGAUGAUGCUUGGAACUCUAGAACCUGGACUCGUAUUUCCUCGCUUUUUAGAGAACGUUUACCCAGCGAUGUUCGCCGUAUGUGAACCUCAUCGCUUAACACAAACGCUCGAUUGCAUGUUUGAGCUGGUGUAUAUCAUUGGUAGCGACGACAAACAAGGAAUUGAACGGAAGAAGAUGGAGAAGGAUUGGGUAGCAGAAAUGGAAAAACAUCGAUCACCAGACUCUCCACUUGCACGGCACUCACUUCAAAAGCUCUCGACUGAAAACAAGUGGGAAUUGAAGAACAAUUUCUCCACAUUCCGAUUUCACCUGUUCUAUUUCUUGGAGAUCCUUAUUGCUGGAAUUGAUAUCAACGACGUAUCAAAGGCAAACAUCGCAAUUCACAAUCUAACUCUGAUAUUUUAUAUUGUACCCAUACUCGACUACUCGGAAUGCGUGAAGCACCACACGGAUCUGACCCCAGACGAGAAAUCGCUUUGCUUGCUGUCAACCAGACUACCUGUAAUAGCCGAAUGGGCUUUAGACCGAAUGCUCGCAGUGAUUCAAUGCCUUGCCAUUACGGCUCCCAAAGACUCCUCAUCCGCAUUGGGAAAUUUCAAGGACGAGUCGACGAAAGAGAGUGAGGAAGAGAAAGUGUUGAAAAAGGCUAUUGACAGAUGCGUGACUGCGUUAUUCACGAAUACGAAAUAUGCCAUUACUGCGAAAUUAUCGAAGAAAGUCCUGGAUUUUGUAAAGACAAAUCAGUUCGAAACUCAAUUAGCCACUGAUAUGAUUUCUUCGUUGAUAGCUCAAAUGACCUAUACUUACAUUGACAACAAGGAUAUCUGCUUCGAAAUGAUCUCGUUACUACUGCAAUGCAAGAGUAAAGUUGCUUACAUUAACGGUUCCAUUGGCCUAUGGUAUAUGUUGUAUAUGCUUUCACGAAUUUAUCCAGAAAAUACCAGAUACAUUGCCGAUCGGCUCGAAAGACCGUUGAAAGACUGGGUUCCCGUUCGAGAGUGGGGAAGAAUGUAUGAAAUGGCUGAAGCAAAAAUGGCGUGGUAUGUACCUAGUGAAAAAGGAAAGCAGCUGGUAGAAGCACUGCUGAACAAGUUCUUAUUUCCUGUUGUCGAGUCGUUGAAGGAUGAGAACAUGGAUAGAGAGUCCUUGAAGAAAGCUCUUACUAUUAUAAACUUCGGGUUCAGUGGAGGUAUAACAUGUUUCGCGUUGCCGCCCUCUCCUGAAUUCAAGUCUCGGCACAGUGUUGUGCCUUGGUUUAAACCCGAUUCUAAGAAUCCAUCUGUACUUCACUGGGAUAUCCGACCUCCGUCAGGAGAGAACUUCUGCGAACAUCUUGUGAACAUCUUGGAGAAAGUUGCCGAACGUCUCGUUUCUUCAAAACGCGAACAUACCCAAGUUCUCUGCACUAUUUGCAAGAUCCUUCACUCCAUUAUCCACAGCAAUAAUGCUGACUCGCACCAGUUGGAUACAGCUGUGGGGGAGCAUGGUGACAUCUACACCUAUAUGACUAUUCCAAUCUCAAGAAAGCGACAUAUAUUUGUUCUCGAAUCGCAAGCCUAUGUUGCUCACAUGAGAAACGUGGUGGAAUUACCCUCUGAGAUGUUCACAGAUUUCCAUUUGAGAGUUGCUCGUAUAAUUGCCAAACUGAUUAUAAACGAUUAUUCUGAGGUGAGGUAUGAGGCACUGGCAGUGUUUUCGAGCCUUUUUUCCGAACACGCGAUCGCCAGAGAAACUAUCGUAGACGACAUUCUACCAACUCUGACAAACCCUGACAGUACCAGGGACCAACUGAAGGUUGUCGACUAUCCAGAUGUGAUUGACAUGUACGAUGAUCUUUGGAAUGACAUAGGUAAACUGCAGAAACCAGCCAGAAAGCAUUAUGAAUGUCCGAAACUAACGGCUUUCUGCAACGAGUGGUUCAAAGAUCUCCCGAAGACCGGCGAUUGGACGGCAUUCAAGGAUCCGAAAAUUCUAGAAAGCGCUCGAGAUGCCAGAGCUGCUAGGAGAGCCGCUGACAAAAGAACGAUAUAUCAAAAGCGCGAAAUCUGGGGAAAUCAAUCAUUAGCUUUAAAGUUUUCAAGGAAAGAUGGGAUAAGAGAUCAGGAUAUCUUGGUGGAUACAUUAUUGGAGCUGUUUGGCAGAAAAGAUCUUUUGCAUACCCGCCAAAAGCUAUGCCGUGCAAUGUUAUGGCGCUGUCAAAAGGAGAAAUGCGGUCUGAAAACGAUCAAGGUACACCAGCAUCCGUUACGAAACUUUGGUAUGAGGCGUUGCCGUGUGAAUACUCUUCAGAUUAUUCGAGGAGCAGCAAGUUUCAGUAGAAAUAGCAACGGUCAAGACGUUCACCACAACGAUCUAAAGUUGCCUACUUCUUCCUAUCCUGACCGGUUUCCUUCGAAAUUUUAUACACCAUACUCAGCAAUGUUACAAACAAAACAUUACUCCCAUUUCGAUAAUCUGCGGUGA
This is a messenger RNA of Haemonchus placei, 3708 nucleotides long. Lineage: Eukaryota; Metazoa; Nematoda; Chromadorea; Rhabditida; Trichostrongylidae. The record is from the annotation of a GenBank genome assembly.